AAGAAUUUUGUUUAAGCAAAAUGAACUUCUUGUUAAAAGUUUUCUCUUUGCUCUGUCUCUGUGGACUGGGGUAUUCAUGGCAGGAUGUAAGAAAUGCCGAUCAAACUCUCUGGGCGUACAGAUCGUGCCAAAAGAAACCCGAAGACAAGGAUCGCGUACCUCAAUGGAGGAAGUUCGAAUUACCCGACGAUGAAAAGACUCAUUGCUACGUCAAGUGCGUGUGGACGCGUUUAGGAGCUUACAAUGAAGAUGAAAAUGUUUUCAAAAUCGAUGUCAUAACUAAGCAAUUUAAUGAACGUGGCAUAGAAGUUCCGGCUGGACUUGAUCAAGAAUUGGGAGGUCCUACAGAUGGAACUUGCAAAGCAGUUUAUGAUAAAUCCAUGAAGUUCUUCAAAUCUCAUUUUAUGGACUUUAGGAAUGCUUACUACGCAACUUAUGACGGUUCUGAUGAAUGGUUUAGCAAGAACCCUGAUGUAAAACCGAAAGGAACAAAAGUUUCCGAAUACUGCAAAGAUAAAGAUGAUGGAGAUUGCAAACAUUCCUGCAGUAUGUACUACUACCGCUUAAUCGAUGAAGACAACUUAGUUAUUCCGUUCAGCAAUUUACCUGACUACCCCGAAGAUAAGCUUCAGGAAUGCAGGAGUGAAGCCAAGUCCGCAGAUGGAUGUAAAUCUUCGGUUAUCUAUCAGUGUUUGGAAAAUGCGGAUAAGUCAGCUUUAGACGCGUCUUUGAAGAUACUCGAUGAGUUUUCUGGAAGAUAUUAAAACAAACUGGAUAAAAAACUUAAGCCAACCUGUGACUCGAACUCACGAUUUUGAACUUGAAAUUGAUGUGAUUUAACCUAUUGUCCUAUAGGAAGAAAAAUCCAUAUUUGGUGAUGUUAAAUUAUUUUUGAACCUCUUCAAAAUAAACAAUUUUCAAAAUUAAAACAUUAAUUUUUAUUUA
Messenger RNA from Lutzomyia longipalpis, 945 nucleotides. RefSeq lists its product as uncharacterized. Lineage: Eukaryota; Metazoa; Arthropoda; Insecta; Diptera; Psychodidae. The transcript is spliced from 3 exons. Bases 21 to 764 code for a protein of 247 amino acids. The record is from RefSeq and is a predicted model, not a curated record. Gene Ontology annotation, molecular function: odorant binding. Gene Ontology annotation, biological process: sensory perception of smell.